This is a messenger RNA of Brachypodium distachyon (stiff brome), 2642 nucleotides long. Its product is annotated as protein RETICULATA-RELATED 6, chloroplastic. The coding region runs from base 204 to 2381 and encodes 725 amino acids. The transcript has 7 exons. NCBI's taxonomy places the organism in Eukaryota, Viridiplantae, Streptophyta, Magnoliopsida, Poales, Poaceae. The record is from RefSeq and is a predicted model, not a curated record.
UGUAGAUGAAAAAUGCUGCUCCAUUUCUCUUGAGUUCUGAAGUACUCCUUCCGUUCCUUAGGAACGGAGGAAGUACAGUUGUAUAUACGGAUAGUUAACCAACGGCUACAGACUACUCAUCUCUGAAGUCUGGACAACCUCCAUUUGCCCCGCCGGCCGGCGCGUAAGCGGCGCGCCUCCGGCAUCGUCUCUGCCUUGGGAGAAUGCUGCCCCACGCGCCCUGCCGAAACCCGGGCGCCUUCAAGUUCAAACCCCUCCUCCCCACCAAACCGCCUCUCGCAGCCGCCGCCUCCUCCCGCGGGAGCCUCUGCACCGCUGCGGCCUCCCGCCGCGACUUCCUCCUCCUUGCCCCGUCCCUAGCGGCGGCAUCUACAGCCAUCCAGUACUUCCCACUCUCGGCCUCCGCCGCUGACGAUGAGAAGCCUGCCCCACAACCGCCGGCCGCUCCGGCUCCGACUCCGCCGGCCCCUGCGGGGGAGCCCGAAGAGGCGGCGCUAUCAAGGAUGUACGAUGCCACGGUCAUCGGAGAGCCGCAGGCUGUGGGGAAGGACGCGCGGGGGCGGGUGUGGGAGAAGCUGAUGGCCGCGCGGGUCGUGUACCUCGGCGAGGCCGAGCUCGUUCCUGACCGCGACGACCGUGUGCUCGAACUCGAGAUCGCGAGGAAGCUGUCCGAUCGGUGCGCGGAUGCCGGGAGGAGACUCUCGCUCGCGCUGGAGGCGUUCCCCUGCGACCUCCAGGAGCAGCUCAACCAGUUCAUGGAUGGAAGAAUCGAUGGCAACAACUUAAGGUUGUACACAUCUCAUUGGGCACCACAGCGCUGGCAGGAGUAUGAACCUCUUUUAAAUUACUGUCGUGAUAAUGGAAUCAAUCUUAUUGCAUGUGGAACUCCUCUUGAGGUGGUAAGAACUGUCCAAGCAGAAGGAAUUAGAGGUCUUUCAAAAGCACAUAGGAAGUUAUAUGCUCCUCCAGCUGGCUCGGGCUUCAUUUCUGGCUUUACAUCCAUCUCAGGCCGAUCAUUGAUAGACAAGACGUCAUCCACUCACAUUUCUCCUUUUGGCCCUAGCUCAUACCUAUCCGCACAGGCAAGAGUAGUGGAUGAUUAUACCAUGUCCCGAAUAAUAAUGAAAGAAAUUACUAAUGGAGAUCCUUCAGGGAUGCUCGUCGUUGUAACUGGUGCAAGCCAUGUUAUGUAUGGGUCACGAGGAAUUGGUGUUCCUGCCAGAAUAUCUAAAAAGAUGCAAAAGAAAAAGCAAGUUGUGAUUCUUCUUGAUCCUGAGAGGCAAGGUAUAAGGAGAGAAGGUGAAAUCCCUGUAGCUGAUAUAUUGUGGUAUUCUGCUGCCAAGCCAUGCAGUCGAAACUGCUUUGACCGUGCUGAAAUCGCCAGAGUUAUGAAUGCAGCUGGUAGGAGGCGUGAAGCUUUACCCCAGGAUAUUCAGAAAGGCAUAGAUCUUGGUGUAGUUUCUCCUGAGAUACUGCAGAACUUUUUCGACCUUGAGAAAUAUCCUGUUGUGGAUGAAUUGAUUCAUCGAUUCCAAGGUUUCCGUGAAAGGUUACUGGCAGAUCCGAAAUUCUUGAAUAGAUUAGCUAUCGAAGAGGCUAUAUCAAUAACUACAGCUGUCUUAGCGCAAUAUGAAAAGCGGAAAGGACGCUUUUUUGAAGAGAUUGAUUAUGUACUUACAGAUACAAUUAGAGGUUCAGUUGUUGAUUUUUUUACAGUGUGGCUUCCUGCUCCUACUAUUUCGCUCUUAUCUAUUGCUGACGAUGGUUCUGGUGAGAGCUUGGAGCUUCUCAGAGGACUAUUAGGGUCACUUCCAGACAAUGCAUUUCAAAAGGGUAUUGUCGGUCAGAAUUGGGACAUAAACCAGAGAUUUGCAUCAGUGCUAAUGGGUGGUAUUAAACUUGCUGGUGUUGGAUACGUUUCUAGUAUUGGAGCUGGAGUUGCUUCAGACAUCCUGUAUGCUGCUCGUCGAGUUUUGAGACCUUCUGCAAGUGCAGAGGCGGUACAGAUACGAUCUCCCAUCUGGAAAUCAGCAGCUGUUUAUAGUGGCUUCCUUGGAACAUCAGCAAAUCUGCGAUAUCAGGUCAUUGCUGGCCUGGUGGAGCAUCGGCUUGGAGAGUAUCUGGUGUCCUACUAUAAUCAGCCACUUCUUGCCAAUGUGUUGUCCUUUGUCGCGCGGAUAAUCAAUUCAUACUUUGGAACGCAGCUAUGUCUGCUGCAGCAAUGGAUUGAUCUUGCGCGAUCUACAGGCAUCCAGACUAGUGAGGAAGAGCCACCUUCUCCUAACAUUCCGAGCUCAACUGAAAUACCACUGUUGGAAUGUGGCUCAGCAGAAGCUCAGAAUGUGGAUGAUACUACUAACCAAUCAAGUGACCAGGCAUAGUCAAAGCCUAUUUGAUGUGAGCAUCCAACUUUAGGAACAGCUUCGUCCUAUUAUACACCCCAUACAGUACAGGCAUAUAGAAAUACUGAAGCCCAAGCAUACUGCAUUUGUCUCUCGGGAACGACAACAUGAAUUUUUGAAGAGUGAAAGUUUUAUUUCAACAGUCCUUCUUUCUUAGUAUUUCUCAAGCUUAUGGGCUAAAAGGAAACAUUUUUACACUUCGAUGCUAUAUGUACAUCAACAAAGAAAACAAUUUUGAAA